This is a messenger RNA of Limulus polyphemus (Atlantic horseshoe crab), 1633 nucleotides long. RefSeq lists its product as uncharacterized. The record is from RefSeq and is a predicted model, not a curated record. The transcript is spliced from 5 exons. NCBI's taxonomy places the organism in Eukaryota, Metazoa, Arthropoda, Merostomata, Xiphosura, Limulidae. The coding region runs from base 338 to 1123 and encodes 261 amino acids.
CUAAAGGAAAAGGUGUUCCUUAAUAUUUGUCAAAAUUAUUAAUGGUUGUGUAAAAGAACAAUUCUUUCACCUUGAAAUGAUACUGUUCAUGACAUAAAUGAUCAAUUAUUGGAAAAGAUUUCUGCACAGGAAUUCACCUACAGCUCAGUUGUCAGUGUUCCAGUUACAGUUGAUGCUUUAAAUCACCCAACUGAAUUCCUAAAUUUGCUUGAACCACCAGGGAUGUCAGGUCACAUUCUGAAGUUAAAGGUUGGUUCACCAAUUAUGUUGUUGAGAAAUCUUGAUCCUCCAAAAUUAUGUAAUGCUACAAGUUUAGUUGUUAAGUCUUUACUGCCUCAUGUUAUCGGAGCAACAAAUACAACUGGUCAUGCCAAAGGUGAAGAUGUCUUCAUUCCAAGAAUUCCUUUGUCCUUUGCUACCAAGUGAUUACUCCUUUGAAUUUGGAAGUCUCCAGUUCCCAGUUACAAUUUGUUUUGCAAUGUCAAUUAAUAAGGUACAAGGUCAGGGUUUAAAAGUUGCCGAAUUGUUCUUAAAGCAGCCUUGCUUUUCACAUGGUCAAUACUAUGUAGGAUGUUCAAGGGUUGGAUCUCAUCAAAACCUGUUUACAUUGACAGAAGAAGGAACAACAGCCAAAAUGCAACUUGUCCAUCUUCGGGACCAAGAGCUAGCAGAACAAAAAGAGGAAAAUGCUGAACUGCUUCAGAAAGUUCAUUUAACUGAGAAUCAUGUCAAUAUAUUGGAUAUCCAGUGUCUACAAUUAGACCAGAGUUUGAAAGCCGAGCGCAGGCUGCGAGAGGAUGAAGUCAGCAGUCUGAGGACUAGGCUAGAAUCUUUCAUUGCCUCCUCUUCACCCGCGAGUGAAGAAGACAGCAGUGAGUGUAGAAUUAGAGAGACAAGCCUCACCUCUCGCCACCACCCAGCCACAAGUAGCAGUACAUUCUCUCGAAGAGGUUUUGAAUCAAAACCUAGAAGGUCACAUUCUCUAGCACUUUAUUCUGCUCAAGAAUUAAUGAGAUCUCCAAGCUGUCCUGGGCUCGAUGGAAUUCCUGGUAUAGAGAAGUGGCGGACAUUGUCCUCUGAUGACUGGAAACAAAACCAACACUCAGAACAAGAUCGAAAAUAACUGAAAUAUAAAGAUGAAAAAGAAACAAAAAACAACACACAAUGUGCCAGUUUCUUCACGAUAGCUGUAACGGGUAACUGUACAGAGGAAAGUUGUUGUUUUUUGUGGAAUUAUGACUGGUGAAAAAAGAACAAUACUAUAAAGUUUUAAAGGUUGCAAUUAUAAGUUUACAGGUCAUAAAAUGAAGCACCUGGAUACUGAAAGUAUACAGGAACAAUUCUGUAAAAUCAAAUUUGUUAUUUUACGUAUUUAACUGAUUUUUAAUCAGCUUGCUUCUGUAAAUGUAUAUAAUUACUGUAACAGGGUGUAGUUGCUACAUUAACUGCUUGGGUAGGAAAAAAAAACCAGCAACAUACAGAUCUUACUUGUGUAAUUUUUUUAAUUUUUUUUUCCUCUCUAUUUUAAAAAAUAUAUUUUUUUGAAUUUAUUUUACACAGGUGUUGAAGAAAGGUGCAACAUGUAGUUGUGCAAUAAUAUUCAGUAAACCAAUAAAUAUACUUAUGAUAACAG